This is a messenger RNA of Dracunculus medinensis (Guinea worm), 441 nucleotides long. The record is from the annotation of a GenBank genome assembly. NCBI's taxonomy places the organism in Eukaryota, Metazoa, Nematoda, Chromadorea, Rhabditida, Dracunculidae.
AUGUCGAAUAACUUUUAUAAAUCGAAACCAGCAAGCGAUGAGAGCAAAUGGAUUUGUUUAUAUCCGCUUUACAUAAAUUCGAGGAAGACAAUUGCGCAAGGCCGGCGAGUUUCCAAGGCAAAGGCAGUGGAUUCACCGACUUCGCAGGAAAUUUACGAUAUUUUGGCAAACGCCGGCUUAAACGUUAAAAUUGAGAAACAAAAAAUGCAUCCACUCGAUCCUAAUCGAGAUUUAAAUUCACAGGGUCGCGUUCGUGUGCAGUUUCGUAAUGAUGAUGGAUCACUUUUUAAUGAAAAAUUUCCUACAAGAUUAUCUUUAAUGCUCUAUGUUUGUGAAUUUAUUCCAAAGUUAAAAUCGCGACAGGCAGGAAAUGCGGGAACCGCUCAAACAUUGAACUCAGCUUCAGGCACUCAAAAAUCCAAUAAAAAAAAGAGGAGGUGA